This is a messenger RNA of Eurypyga helias (sunbittern), 893 nucleotides long. It is a transcript of the gene PRTFDC1, whose product is annotated as phosphoribosyl transferase domain containing 1. The record is from RefSeq and is a predicted model, not a curated record. Lineage: Eukaryota; Metazoa; Chordata; Aves; Eurypygiformes; Eurypygidae. The annotation marks the transcript as partial. Gene Ontology annotation, molecular function: hypoxanthine phosphoribosyltransferase activity. The transcript has 8 exons. Gene Ontology annotation, biological process: purine ribonucleoside salvage.
AUUUCAGACAAUUGGCCUGGAUACAGCCUGGAUUUGUUCACUUAUCCUCAGCAUUACUAUGGAGAUCUGGAAUAUGUGCUCAUACCUCAUGGCAUUAUUGUUGACAGGACAGAACGAUUGGCCAAAGAUAUUGUGCAAGACAUUGGAGACAAUGAUAUUGUAGUUCUCUGUGUCCUCAAAGGUGGCUACAAGUUCUGUGCUGACCUCGUGGAGCACAUAAAAAAUCUCAUCAGGAAUUCAGAAAGGUUCAUCUCUAUGAAAGUCGAUUUUGUUAGACUGAAAAGUUACCACAAUGACCAGUCUAUGCAAGAUAUGCAGAUAAUGGGAGGAGAUGAUCUUUCAAAGCUGACUGGCAAGAAUAUUCUAAUUGUGGAGGAUAUUGUUGGAACUGGAAGGACUAUGAAGGUUCUGCUUAAUAAUAUAGAAAAAUACAAGCCAAAAAUGAUUAAAGUGGCAAGUUUGUUGGUGAAAAGAACAUCUCGGCCUGAUGGGUACCGACCAGAUUAUUAUGGAUUUGAAAUUCCAGAUUUAUUUGUGGUAGGUUAUGCCUUAGACUACAAUGAGCACUUCAGAGAUCUAAACCACAUAUGUGUUAUCAACGACCAUGGCAAAGCAAAAUACAGAGUGUGAAGCAGUAACAUGCUCAACUGAAGAUCUGUAAGCUCAAUGAAGCAGAAAUUUGACUACACUCCCUCGAGCAUUGCCCAGAAGAGCAGUUCAACUGACCCGUGCUUCUUUCAACUCCGUAUAAUAAGGGGUUUUACUCCAGAGACACUGAUUAAUAUUUACAGAAGUGAGAGCUCUUACCUAAGAUGUGAAGUAGAAGGCUUUAAAAGUUAGUUUCUUACGUAUUAAAAUUACCACAUAAGAUGCCUUUUGACUAAUGACCUGUC